CUGGCGAGGGACGGUUCGAUGUUAAUUCAACGUCAAACUGCGACCACUCUCCAAAUAUCCUCUUCUAUAAGUGACUUUGAUGAACUGGACGAGCUCCUAAGGAUUUGGUGGCCGCUUGUUCCUCUGCACAGCGCACAAAGCUGGAAGUGGACCGAAUUAAACUGACCUGGUGCUUUUUUGUCCAAAUACAUCUCAUCAGAGCCUGACAUUCACAACAUCCUCAAUAAGGAUACAAAGGUGUGAAUAUUAAUGCUGUCUCCUCUCACAGCUGGAUGUACACCCAUACUAGCUCAUGGACAGCAAGUUCUGACCUGACAUGUCAGUGUCUGUAUCAAGGACAGGAUGUCUAAAUGUGAGCUGAUCGAACUGCAGGACCUCAGUGUAAAUGAUCCCAUUGAACUGGCUGCUCCUGCAGCCCGCACUGUCCAGCCACCUGUGAACCCAGGUCUGCCCUGCACCUUCCAUGUCGUUCGUCUGGUUGGAGACAGUGUCAGCAUCGAGGCCCCUGGGUGUCAGACAGGAGAGGCUGCAGGUGGUCAUGACUUCCAGCCCUAUGGUUACACUCAUCUUACCUGGUGUGACCUGUGUGGAGAAUUCAUCUGGGGUCUUUAUAAGCAGAGUUUACGCUGCACCAACUGCAGUUACACUUGUCACUACCGCUGCCGACCAUUCAUCCAGCUGGACUGCAGCACAGAUGGAAGUUUGUUAACAGACCGGGCAGAUUUCUCUGACGACUCCAUCGAGACAGACACAAAUGUGGAUGAACAGAUCGAUUUGGGUAAACAGCAGUUAAGUGUCGCUGAGAUUCAACAGAAGGUUAAGGAGUAUAAUGCUCAGAUCAACAGCAAUCUCUACAUGAUGAAUAAAGACGGGUUCUACACUGGUUUUAUCAAGGUCCACUUCCGGUUAGUUCGACCGAUUUCCCUCCCUCCUCCUCAGAGCUUGUGCUCGACACAAGAGGAAGAUCAGCAGGGCAGACGGAUGAAACGGCGGACUUCUUUCUACCUCCCUAAAGAUACUGCAAAACACCUGCAUAUAAGCUCUCAAACACGGGUACGGGAAGUCAUCGAGGCGUUGCUCAACAAGUUCACUGUGGUGGACAACCCAGCCAAGUUUGCCCUGUUCGAACGCACUGAGAGACAAAGUCAAGUGUACAUGCGUAAACUGUCUGAUGAUCAAUGUCCACUCUACUUACGCUUGUGUGCUGGCCCCAGUGAAAAAGUCCUGAGUCUGGUUUUGAAAGAAAAUGAAACAGGGGAUGUCAAUUGGGAUGCAUUUAGCUUUCCUGAGUUGUGCAACUUUCUGCGAAUCCUGCAGCGUGAGGAGGAAGAGCAUGUCCGGCAGAUUGUGAAGCGCUAUGCUCUUGCUAAGGAAAAGAUGAAGCAUGCCAUGGCAAGGAUUACUACACCUGGUUGACCCUGAGUGAUGCAACUGAUUUUGUGAUUAAACAUGAUGAAGAAUCAUGGAUCAAUAAGACAAUUUCCAGCAGUGUAAAAGGGAAGGAAAGGGCUCAGACAAUGACAGUGUUUUUAAUAAAGAUUGUUUAAGAAGCAGGAAAACUGCUGUUACAUUUAAUGUAGCCACUUAAAAGCGCUGCCACUUCUUCUGUUAGUUUAGCCAGUUAUGAACUGAAUUGGCAAAAAAACAAAAACAAAAAAGAAACAUUAAAGAUUACUAUGAAUUUAAUUCAUUGCAGUUGUUUUUUGAAAGAUUAUGCUGCUUGCUUAGAUUAUCUAUAAAUGUAUAAAAAAGACACAUUUGUGUUUUUCUAGUAAUAUAUCUGGUGUAUGUUCGGGUCAUUUUAUGUGACAUUUAGUUUUGUUUAUAUUUUUUGAGA
Seriola dumerili (greater amberjack) is the source of this 1837-nucleotide messenger RNA. RefSeq names its product ras association domain-containing protein 1-like (gene rassf1). The record is from RefSeq and is a predicted model, not a curated record. Gene Ontology annotation, cellular component: nucleus; microtubule cytoskeleton. The coding region runs from base 343 to 1416 and encodes 357 amino acids. The transcript has 7 exons. Lineage: Eukaryota; Metazoa; Chordata; Actinopteri; Carangiformes; Carangidae. Gene Ontology annotation, biological process: Ras protein signal transduction.